Messenger RNA from Glycine soja, 489 nucleotides. Its product is annotated as transcription factor TCP21-like. Bases 1 to 489 code for a protein of 162 amino acids. The record is from RefSeq and is a predicted model, not a curated record. Gene Ontology annotation, cellular component: nucleus. The transcript has a single exon. Gene Ontology annotation, molecular function: DNA-binding transcription factor activity; sequence-specific DNA binding. Lineage: Eukaryota; Viridiplantae; Streptophyta; Magnoliopsida; Fabales; Fabaceae.
AUGGGUGUAGAGAGGGGAUAUGAUUAUUGUCCAGCCAAAAAGGGUCCCUCAGUGAUGAAAACCAAAAAACCUUGUUCCAAGGGCAACAAGAAGGACUGCCACAUCAAGGUGAACGGGAGAGACCGUCGAGUUCGUGUAUCAACAAUAUGUGCCGCUCGUAUCUUCCAACUCACCUGUGAGCUAGGCAACAAGACAAAUGGUGAGACCAUUGAGUGGCUCUUACGCCAGGCCGAGCCGUCAAUUAUUGCCGCCACUGGCACGGGCAUUAUGCCUUCCAACACCACAGUGACCAACAACACCUCCUCGAUUAUAUCGGCCACUUGUGCCAACUUUUUGCCUUCUAACAACACCACCUUGGUGCCACCAAACACAAUUGUUACUCAAGAUUCCAAUUUGGUCACCAAUGUUGCGAGUGCAAGGAUAGAGCAACAAAUCCCACCUUUCGAUUUCGACUUUGAUUGGUUGCAACACUCUGAUUUAGGGUUUUGA